Molecule: messenger RNA, 431 nt
Organism: Dromiciops gliroides (monito del monte)
Lineage: Eukaryota; Metazoa; Chordata; Mammalia; Microbiotheria; Microbiotheriidae
Product: histone H2B type 2-E
Exons: 1
Coding region: 14-394 (126 amino acids)
Cellular component (GO): nucleosome
Molecular function (GO): structural constituent of chromatin; DNA binding; protein heterodimerization activity
Source: RefSeq, a predicted model, not a curated record
UUCUCUCUUCAGGAUGCCUGAACCCGCCAAGUCCGCUCCCGCCCCGAAGAAGGGCUCCAAGAAGGCUGUGACCAAGGCGCAGAAGAAGGAUGGCAAGAAGCGCAAGCGCAGCCGCAAGGAGAGCUACUCCAUCUACGUGUACAAAGUGCUGAAGCAGGUCCACCCCGACACGGGCAUCUCCUCCAAGGCCAUGGGCAUCAUGAACUCCUUCGUCAACGACAUCUUCGAGCGCAUCGCCGGCGAGGCUUCCCGCCUGGCGCACUACAACAAGCGUUCCACCAUCACGUCCCGGGAGAUCCAGACGGCCGUGCGCCUGCUGCUGCCCGGCGAGCUGGCUAAGCACGCCGUGUCCGAGGGCACCAAGGCCGUCACCAAGUACACCAGCUCCAAGUAGACUGCUUGGCAGCUAGUGCCUUCCAACUACAACCCCA